Molecule: messenger RNA, 11277 nt
Organism: Mandrillus leucophaeus (drill)
Lineage: Eukaryota; Metazoa; Chordata; Mammalia; Primates; Cercopithecidae
Gene: SPTBN5
Product: spectrin, beta, non-erythrocytic 5
Exons: 67
Coding region: 1-10803 (3600 amino acids)
Biological process (GO): actin cytoskeleton organization
Cellular component (GO): cell projection; cortical actin cytoskeleton; plasma membrane
Molecular function (GO): phospholipid binding; actin filament binding
Source: RefSeq, a predicted model, not a curated record
AUGGCUGGUCAGCCCCAGAGUCCCCGGGAGCUCCUCGGAGCUGCAGGGCACCGCAGCAGGAGGCCCAGCACGAACCUCCGGGUCCCGCCCAGUCCAAGUCUCACCGUGGACUCUCAGUAUGAGACGGGCCACAUUCGCAAGCUGCAGGCCCGGCACAUGCAGAUGCAGGAGAAGACUUUCACCAAGUGGAUCAACAACGUCUUCCAGUGCGGCCAGGUGGGCAUCAAGAUCCGGAACCUGUACACAGAGCUGGCUGAUGGCAUCCACCUCCUGCGGCUGCUGGAGCUUAUCUCAGGGGAGGCCCUGCCACCCCCCAGCCGGGGCCGCCUGCGCGUGCACUUCCUGGAGAACAGCAGCCGAGCCCUGGCCUUCCUCAGGGCCAAGGUGCCAAUACCACUCAUCGGGCCAGAGAACAUCGUGGAUGGAGACCAGACACUCAUCCUGGGACUCAUCUGGGUCAUCAUUCUGCGUUUCCAGAUCUCCCAUAUCUCCUUGGACAAGGAGGAGUUCGGGGCCAGUGCAGCCCUGUUGUCCACCAAGGAAGCCCUACUGGUCUGGUGCCAGCGGAAGACAGCCAGCUACACCAACGUGAACAUUACCGAUUUCUCCCGAAGCUGGAGCGAUGGGCUGGGCUUCAAUGCCCUCAUCCAUGCCCACAGGCCAGACCUGUUGGACUAUAGCUCCCUGCGUCCAGACCGCCCACUGCACAACCUUGCCUUUGCUUUCCUGGUGGCUGAGCAGGAGCUGGGCAUCGCUCAGCUGCUGGACCCCGAGGACGUCGCAGCCACACAGCCAGAUGAGCGCUCCAUCAUGACCUACGUCUCCCUCUACUACCACUACUGCUCCCGCCUGCAUCAGGGGCAGACUGUCCAGAGGAGACUCACUAAGAUCCUGCUUCAGCUCCAGGAGACAGAGGCGCUACAGACCCAGUACGAGCAGCUGGUGGCCGACCUGCUAUGCUGGAUUGCAGAGAAGCAGGCGCAGCUGGAGGCGCGGGAUUUCCCAGAUUCGCUGCCCGCCAUGCGGCAGCUACUGGCAGCGUUCACCAUCUUCCGCACCCAGGAGAAGCCACCCCGGCUGCAGCAGCGAGGGGCUGCAGAGGCCCUGCUCUUCCGGCUACAGACAGCACUCCAAGCCCAGAACCGCAGGCUCUUCCUGCCUCCUGAGGGCCUGGGCCUUGCAGAGCUGUCCCAGUGCUGGGCAGGGCUGGAAUGGGCAGAGGCCGCAAGGAGCCAGGCCCUGCAGCAGAGGCUACUGCAGCUGGAGCGGCUAGAAACCCUGGCCCGGCGCUUCCAGCGCAAGGCAGCUCUCCGGGAGAGUUUCCUUAAGGAUGCAGAGCAGGUGCUGGACCAGGCCAGAGCCCUGCCAGCCAGCCUGGCCACGGUGGAGGCAGCCAUCCAGAGGCUGGGCAUGCUGGAAGCUGGCAUCCUGCCCCAGGAGGGGCGCUUCCAGGCCCUGGCUGAGAUUGCAGACAUCCUCCAGCAGGAGCAGUACCACAGCUGGGCAGAUGUGGCCCGCAGGCAGGAGGAAGUUACCCUGCGCUGGCAGAGGCUCCUUCAGCGUCUGCAGGGACAGAGGAAGCAGGUGGCAGACAUGCAGGUUGUGCUGAGCCUGCUGCAGGAGGUGGAGGCUGCCUCCCACCAGCUAGAGGAGCUGCAGGGGCCGGCCAGGUCCACCGCCUGUGGGCAGCAGCUGGCAGAAGUGGUGGAGCUGUUGCAGAGGCAUGACCUGCUGGAGGCCCAAGUCUCGGCCCACGGAGCCCAUGUGAGCCAUCUUGCCCAGCAGACAGCAGAGCUGGACUCCUCCCUGGGCACCAGUGUGGAGGUGCUGCAGGCCAAGGCCAAGACACUGGUCCAGCUCCACCAGAGCCUGGUGGCUCUUGUCAGGGCCCGGCGGGCCCUGCUGGAGCAGACCCUACAGCGGGCAGAGUUCCUGUGCAACUGUGAAGAGGAGGAAGCCUGGCUGAAGGAGUGCGGACAGCGGGUGGGGAAUGCGGUCCUGGGCCGGGAUCUCAGCCAGAUCGCAGGCACCCUGCAGAAACACAAGGCCCUGGAAGCUGAGGUCCACCGCCACCAGGCCGUGUGCGUAGAUCUCGUGCGGAGGGGACGCGACCUCAGCGCCCGCAGCCCUCCUUGGUGGUUUGGACUCAUCACUGCCUCAGACUGCCUUCUGACACCCCUUGCUCAGUUCAUUGAGCCCCCAAAGUUCUUUAAAACACACACGCUGCCCUCUGUCACACAGGUGAAGUCUGCCCUGAGCCCUCCAGGAGAAAGCCUGAGGAACCCAGGGCCCUGGAGUGAGGCUUCCUGCCACCCUGGGGAUGCCUGGAACACGGCGCUCCCAGCUGAGCCUGACCCUGACUUUGAUCCCAACACCAUACUCCAGACACAGGACCACUUGGGUCAGGACUAUGAGAGUGUGCGGGCCCUGGCAGAGCGCCGCAGGGCCCGGCUGGAGGAGGCCAUGGCCCUGUUUAGCUUCUGCAGUUCCUGUAGGGACCUCCAGUUGUGGCUGGAGAAGCACACAGCGCUGCUCCAAAGGGUGCAGCCCCAAGCUGACAUCCUGGAAGUCACACAGCUCAAAUAUGAGAACUUCCUCACUGCCCUGGCUGUGGGAAAGGGCCUCUGGGCUGAGGUCAGCAGCUCUGCUGAGCAACUGAGGCAGAGAUAUCCUGGGAACUCCACACAAAUCCAACGACAACAGGAGGAACUGAGCCAGAGGUGGGGGCAGUUGGAGGCCCUGAAGAGGGAGAAGGCCGUGCAGCUGGCGCACAGUGCGGAAGCGUGGAGUUUUCUGCAGGAGUGUGGACCCACACAGGUCCAGCUGCGAGACGUGCUCCUCCAGCUGGAAGCCCUGCAGCCGGGGAGCUCAGAGGACACCCGCCACACCCUGCAGCUGGCCCAGAAGACGACCCUGGUGCUGGAGAGGAGGGUCCACCUCCUCCAAAGGGUGGUCAUAAAGGUCGAGGAGUCAGGCCACACAGAGAGCCAGCCUCUGCAAGGACAGGUGGAGACACUGCAGGGGCUGCUGAAGCAAGUACAGGAACGAGUGGCCCAACAGGCCCGGGGCCAGGCUGAGGCUCAGGCCCGGCAGAGCUUCCUGCAAGAGAACCAGGAACUGCUACUGUGGGCAGAGAGUGUCCAGGCUCAGCUGCGCAGCAAGGAGGAGUCGGUGGAUGUGGCCUCGGCUCAGCGGCUGCUGAGGGAGCACCAAGACCUGCUGGAGGAGAUCCACCUGUGGCAGGAGAGGCUGCAGCAGCUGGACGCUCAGAGCCAGCCCAUGGCAGCCUUGGACUGCCCAGACUCCCAAGAGGUGGCCAACACUCUGAGGCUCCUGGGGCAGCAGGGCCAGAAACUGAAGGCUGUGUGGGAGCAGAGGCAGCAGUGGCUGCAAGAGGGGCUGCAGCUGCAGAAGUUUGGCCGAGAAGUGGAUGGUUUCACUGCCACCUGUGCCAACCACGAGUCCUGGCUGCACCUGGACAACCUUGGGGAGGACGUGAGGGAGGCCCUGAGCCUGCUGCAGCAGCACCGGGAAUUUGGGCGGCUCCUGAGCACCCUGGGGCCUCGGGCAGAGGCUCUGCGGGCACGCGGCGAGAAGCUGGUUCGCAGCCAGCACCCAGCUGCACACAUGGUCAGAGAGCAACUGCAGAGUGUCCAGGCACAGUGGACCAGGCUCCAGGGCAAGAGUGAGCAGAGGAGGAGGCAGCUGCUGGCUUCCCUCCAGCUCCAGGAGUGGAAGCGGGAUGUGGCGGAGCUGAUGCAGUGGAUGGAGGACAAGGGGCUGAUGGCGGCACAUGAGCCCUCCGGAGCGCGCAGAAACAUUCUGCGGACACUCAAGCGGCACGAAGCAACUGAGAGCGAGCUUCUCGCCACCCGCAGACACGUGGAGGCCCUGCAGCAGGUCGGCAGAGAGCUGUUCAGUGGGAGGCCCGGUGGCCAGGAGGACAUACAGACUAGGCUUCAAGGCCUGAGGAGCAGGUGGGAAGCCUUGAACCGCAAGAUGACUGAGCGUGGGGACGAGCUCCGGCAGGCUGGACAGCAGGAGCAGCUCCUGAGGCAGCUGCAGGAUGCAAAGGAGCAGCUAGAGCAGCUCGAGGGGGCCCUGCAGGGCUCAGAAACGGGGCAGGACUUGCGCUCCAGCAGGAAGCUGCAGAAACGGCACCACCAGCUAGAGAAUGAGAGCCGGACCCUGGCCGCCAAGAUGGCUGCCCUCGCCUCCCAGGCCCGUAUCGUGGCCGCCUCCCCGGCCAUCCUGGAAGAGACCCAGAAGCACCUCCGGAGGCUGGAGCUUCUGCAGGGGCAUCUGGCCAUCCGGGGCCUGCAGCUGCAGGCCUCAGUGGAGCUGCACCAGUUCUGCGACCUGAGCAACAUGGAGCUCUCAUGGGUGGCUGAGCACAUGCCCUGCAGCAACCCCACCAGCUAUGCCGAGUGCUUGAAUGAUGCCCAGAGCCUUCACUGCAAGCACAAGGAGCUCCAGGUGGAGGUAAAAGCUCACCAGGGGCAGGUGCAACGGGUGCUGAGUUCUGGGCGGAGCCUGGCAGCUUCAGGGCACCCCCAAGCCCCACACAUCAUGGAGCAGUGCCAGGAGCUGGAAGACCGCUGGGCAGAGCUGGAGAGGGCAUGUGAGGCGCGGGCCCGGUGUCUGCAGCAGGCUGUCACUUUCCAGCAGUACUUUCUGGAUGUGUCAGAGCUGGAGGGCUGGGUGAAGGAGAAGCAGCUGCUGGUGAGCAGUCAGGACUAUGGCAGAGACGAGGCAGCCACCCUCAGGCUCAUUAAGAAGCACCAGGCUCUACGGGAGGAACUAACCAUUUACUGGAGCUCCAUGGAGGAGCUUGACCAGAGAGCCCAAACCCUCACUGGCCCUGAAGCCCCUGAGCAGCAGCGUGUGGCGCAGGAGAGGCUCCGGGAGCAGCUGCAGGCACUGCAGGAGUUGGCGGCCACACGGGACCGGGAACUGGAGGGGGCCCUGAAGCUGCACGAGUUCCUGAGGGAGACCGAGGACCUGCAGAGCUGGCUGGCACGCCAGAAGCAGGCGGCCAAAGGAGGGGAGAGCCUGGGGGAGGACCCCGAGCACACCCUGCACCUCUGCACCAAGUUUGCAAAGUUUCAGCGCCAAGUGGAGAUGGGCGGCCAGCGGGUGGCCGCCUGCCGGCUGCUGGCGGAGAGCCUGCUAGCGCGUGGGCACAGUGCUGUCCCCAUGGUGCGUCAGAGGCAGCAGGAUCUGCAGGCCACCUGGUUGGAGCUGUGGGAGCUGACCCAGGCCCGAGGCCACGCGCUCCGAGAUGCCGAGACCACCCUCAGAGUUCACAGAGAUCUCUUGGAAGUCCUCACCCAGGUCAAGGAGAAAGCCGCGAGCCUCCCCAACAAUGUGGCACGGGACCUGCGUGGGCUGGAGGCCCAGCUGAGGAGCCACCAGGGGCUGGAGCGAGAACUCGUGGGCACCAAGCAGCAGCUGCAGGAACUGCUGGAGACUGCAGGCAGGGUGCAGAAGCUGUGCCCGGGGCCUCAGGCCCAUGCGGUGCAGCAGAGGCAGCAAGCUGUGAUGCAGGCGUGGGCAGCGCUGCAGCGCCGCGUGGAGCAACGCAGGGCCCAGCUGGAGCGGGCACGCCUCCUGGCCCGCUUCCGCACAGCGGUGCGCGACUACGCCUCCUGGGCAGCCCGCGUGCGCCAGGACCUCCAGUUGGAGGAGAGCUCGCCAGAGCCCAGCCGUGGCCCGCUGAAGCUCAGUGCCCACCAGUGGCUCCGGGCGGAGCUGGAGGCCCGGGAGAAGCUGUGGCAGCAGGCCACCCAGCUGGGCCAGCAGGCACUCCUGGCUGCAGGGACACCCACCAAGGAGGUCCAAGAAAAGCUUCGAGCCCUGCAGGACCAGCGGGACCAGGUGUAUCAGGCCUGGGCGCGGAAGCAAGAGAGGCUGCAGGCUGAGCAGCAGGAGCAGCUCUUCCUCAGAGAGUGCGGCCGCCUGGAGGAGAUCCUCGCGGCCCAGGAGGUCUCCCUGAAAACCAGUGCCUUGGGGGGCUCGGUGGAAGAGGUAGAGCAGUUGAUUCGCAAGCAUGAGCUCUUCCUGAAGGUUCUGACUGCCCAGGACAAGAAGGAGGCAGCCCUGCGUGAGCGGCUGAAGACGCUCCGGCACGCCCAGGUGCAGGACCUGCUUCCUGCCCUGCUGCAGCGCCGGGUGAGAGUGAAGGAGCUGGCGGAGAGCCGGGGACACGCCCUGCACGCCUCCCUGCUGAUGGCCAGCUUCACCCAGGCCGCAACCCAGGCUGAGGACUGGAUCCAGGCAUGGGCCCAGCAGCUGAAGAAGCCGAUCCCUCCUGGGGACCUGAGAGAUAAGCUGAAGCCCCUGCUGAAACACCAGGCCUUUGAGGCUGAAGUCCAGGCCCAUGAGGAGGUCAUGACCUCUGUUGCCAAGAAGGGAGAGGCUCUCCUGGUACAGAGCCACCCUCGAGCGGGAGAGGUCUCCCAGCGGCUGCAGGGCCUUCGGAAGCACUGGGAGGACCUGAGGCAGGCAGUGGCCCUCAGGGCCCAGGAGCUGGAGGACAGGCGGGACUUCCUGGAGUUCCUGCAGAGAGUGGACCUCGCAGAGGCCUGGAUCCAGGAGAAGGAGGUGAUGGUGAAUGUUGGUGACCUGGGCCAGGACCUGGAGCACUGCCUGAAGCUCCGACGGCGGCUUCGCGAGUUCCGAGGAACCUCGACCGGGGACACAGUGGGUGAUGCCCGCAUCAGGAGUAUCAGUGACUUGUCACUGCAACUCAAGAACCGGGACCCUGAGGAAGUCAAGAUCAUCUGCCAGCGGCGAAGCCAGCUCAACAGCAGGUGGGCGAGUUUCCAUGGCAACCUGCUCCAAUACCAGCAGCGGCUUGAAGGGGCCCUGGAAAUACACAUGUUGUCUCAAGAGCUGGACAGUGUCACCGAGAGGAUUCAGGAGAAGGAAGCCCUGCUCCAGGCCCUGGACUGCGGGAAGGAUCUGGAGAGCGUGCAGAGGCUGCUGCGGAAACACGAGGAGCUGGAGCGGGAAGUGCACCCCAUCCAGGCCCAGGUGGAGUCCCUAGAGCGUGAGGUGGGCCGCCUGUGCCAGAGAAGCCCUGAGGCAGCCCACAACCUCAGGCACAGGCAGCAGGAGGUGGCUGAGAGCUGGUGGCAGCUCCAGAGCAGGGCCCAGAAGCGGAGGGAGGCCCUGGAUGCCUUGCACCAAGCUCAGAAACUCCAGGCAACGCUGCAUGAAUUGCUGGUCGGCGCCCAGAGGCUGCGGGCUCAGAUGGACAUGAGCCCCACUCCUCGCAGCCCUGUGGAAGCCCGGCGUAUGUUAGAAGAACACCAGGAGCGCAAGGCCGAGCUGGACUCCUGGACAGACAGCAGCAGCCUGGCCCGAAGCACUGGGCAGCGACUGCUCACAGCGGAGCACCCCUCCACACCCGACAUUCGCCAGGCCCUGGCUGGCCUAGAACAGGAGCUGAGCAGCCUGGAAGGGACCUGGCAGGAGUACCAGCUACAGCUGCAGCAGGCCCUGGAGCUACAGCUGUUUCUGAGCUCCGUGGAAAAGAUAGAACAUUGGCUUAGCAGCACAGAAGACUCCCUAGCCAGUGAGGGUCUGUGGGACCCCUUAGCCCCCAUGGAGCCCCUUCUGUGGAAGCAGAAGACGCUGGAGCGGGACCUGGAGGUGCAGGCAGGAAAGAUCAGCGCUCUGGAGGCCUCGGCCCGCAGCCUGCACCAGGGUGGACACCCCGAGGCCCCGAGUGCCCUGGGCAGGUGCCAGGCCAUGCUCCUGAGGAAGGAGGCGCUCUUCAGGCAAGCCGGGACCCGCCGCCAUCGCCUGGAGGAGCUCCGGCAGCUGCAGGCCUUCCUGCAGGACUCCCAGGAGGUGGCCGCGUGGCUGAGGGAGAAGAACGUGGUGGCCCUGGAGGAGGGUUUGCUGGACACAGCCAUGCUGCCAGCACAGUUACGGAAGCAGCAGAAUUUCCAGGCGGAGCUGGACGCGAGCAGGCACCAACAGCAGGAGCUGCAGCGGGAGGGACAGAGGCUGCUGCAGGGGGGCCACCCAGCCUCGGAGGCCAUCCAGGAGCAACUGCAGGAGCUGGGAGCACUCUGGGGUGAGCUGCAAGACAACUUCCAGAAGAAGGUGGCCAAGCUCCAGAACGCCUGCGAGGCCCUGCGUCUGCGGCGGAGCAUGGAGGAACUGGAGAACUGGCUGGAGCCCAUCGAGGUUGAGCUGAGAGCCCCCAUUGGGGGCCAGGCCCUGCCUGGGGUGGGUGAGCUCCUAGGCACACAGAGGGAGCUGGAGGCAGCAGUGGACAAGAAGGCCAGGCAGGCUGAGGCACUGCUGGGCCAGGCCCAGACCUUCGUGAGGGAAGGCCACUGCCUUGCCCAAGAUGUGGAAGAGCAGGCCCAGCGGCUGCUUCAGAGGUUCAAGAGCCUGAGGGAGCCCCUGCAGGAGCGCAGGACGGCCCUGGAGGCCCGGAGCCUCCUCUUGCAGUUCUUCAGGGACGCCGAUGAGGAAAUGGCCUGGGUGCAGGAGAAGCUGCCUCUGGCCACUGCCCAGGACUAUGGCCAGAGCCUGAGUGCGGUGCAGCACCUGCAGGAGCAGCACCAGAACCUGGAGAGUGAGAUGAACAGCCAUGAGGCUCUGACCCGGGUGGUGCUGGGCACUGGGCACAAGCUGGUGCAGGCAGGGCACUUUGCCGCCCACGAGGUGGCCGCCCGGGUGCAGCAGCUGGAGAAGGCCGUGGCCCACCUGCGGGCAGAGGCGGCACGGAGACGGCUUCUGCUGCAGCAGGCUCAGGAGGCCCAGCAGUUUCUGACUGAGCUCCUGGAGGCGGGAUCCUGGCUGGCCGAGCGGGGCCACGUCCUGGACAGCGAGGACAUGGGCCACAGUGCUGAGGCCACACAGGCCCUUCUGCGGCGGCUGGAGGCCACCAAGAGAGACCUGGAAGCAUUCAGCCCACGCCUCGAGCGGCUGCAGCAGACGGCAGCACUCCUGGAGAGCAGGAAGAACCCAGACAGCCCCAGGGUGCUAGCCCAGCUGCAGGCAGUUCGGGAGGCCCACGCAGAGCUGCUGCGGAGGGUGGAGGCCAGGGGGCGUGGCCUGCAGGAGCAGCUGCAGCUACACCAGCUGGAUCGAGAGACCCUGCUCCUCGACGCCUGGCUGACCACCAAGGCAGCCACCGCUGAGUCCCAGGACUACGGGCAGGACCUGGAGGGCGUCAAGGUGCUGGAAGAGAAGUUUGAUGCUUUCAGAAAGGAAGUUCAGAGCCUGGGCCAGGCCAAGGUGCAUGCCCUGAGGAAGCUGGCAGGCACCCUGGAGCGGGGCGCACCCAGGCGCUAUCCCCACAUCCAAGCCCAGAGGAGCCGCAUUGAGGCCGCUUGGGAGAGGCUGGACCAAGCAAUAAAAGCCCGCACAGAGAACUUGGCUGCAGCCCAUGAGGUCCACAGCUUUGAGCAGGCAGCAGCCGAGCUCUGGGGAAGGAUGCAGGAGAAAACGGCCCUGAUGAAGGGAGAGGACGGAGGCCACAGCCUGUCGUCUGUGCGCACCCUGCAGCAACAGCACAGGCGCCUAGAGAGAGAGCUGGCAGCUAUGGAGAAGGAGGUGGCACGGGUGCAGACGGAGGCCUGCCGACUGGGCCAGCUACAUCCUGCGGCUCCAGGGGGCCUGGCCAAGGUGCAGGAGGCCUGGGCCACUCUGCAGGCAAAGGCCCAGGAGCGAGGCCAGUGGCUGGCGCAGGCUGCACAGGGCCAUGCCUUCCUCGGGCGCUGCCAGGAACUGCUAGCAUGGGCACGAGAGAGGCAGGAGCUGGCAUCCUCUGAGGAGCUGGCUGAGGACGUGGUGGGGGCUGAGCAGCUCCUUGGGCAGCAUGAAGAGCUGGGGCAGGAAAUCAGGGAGUGCCGCCUUCAAGCCCAGGACCUGCGGCAGGAAGGACAGCAGCUGGUGGACAACAGCCACUUCAUGUCCCCGGAGGUGACAGGGUGUCUGCAGGAGCUGGAAGGGCGGCUGCAGGAGCUGGAGGCGGCCUGGGCCCUGCGCCGGCAACGCUGUGCCGAGAGCUGGGGUCUGCAGAAGCUUCGGCAGAGGCUGGAGCAGGCUGAGGCCUGGCUGGCCUGCCGGGAAGGCCUCCUGCUGAAGCCCGACUAUGGGCACUCAGUGUCAGAUGUGGAGUUGCUGCUACACAGACACCAGGACUUAGAAAAGCUGCUGGCAGCCCAGGAAGAGAAGUUUGCCCAAAUGCAGAAGACAGAGAUGGAACAGGAGCUCCUGCUGCAGCCACAGGAGCUGAAACCUGGGAGAGCCGGCAGCUCGCUGACGUCCUUUCAGUGGAGGCCCUCUGGACACCGGGGGCCAGGAGCGCAGCUGGCUGAGACGAGGGGCCCCCAGGAUUCAAAGGGUGCCCCCACCAUGGAGGGGUCUUUGGAGUUCAAGCAGCACCUGCUGCCUGGCGGGAGGCAGCCCAGCUCGAGCUCCUGGGACAGCUGCCAUGGGACCUUGCAGGGCAACUCCCUGAGCCUUUUCCUGGAUGAGAGGAUGGCAGAGGAGAAAGUAGCUUGCCUGGCCCUACUUGACCUCAUGGGAGCCCGGUGUGAGAGGCUGCAGGGCCGCCACGGCAGGAAACACACAUUCUCCUUAAGGCUGACCAGUGGGGAAGAGAUCCUGUUUGCAGCACCGUCUGAAGAGCAGGCUGAGAGCUGGUGGCGAGCCCUGGGCAGCACUGCAGCCCAGAGUCUGAGCCCGGAACUCAAAGCCAAACCUGUCAGCUCUCCGAAUGAGUGCGCGACCGAGGAUGCCCGGCCUGGACAUCUACUCAGGUCUGAUCCCUGAGGUGAACCCCAGGGCAACACCAAACUUCAGGGCCACAAGCGAGGACGCGUCUAGGGGACCAGAAUGAGACCCAGCCACAGGCAAAAGGGCUCUUUCCCGUGGCUGCUUCAACCCAGUUCCCCAGGCCCAGCUUCUGGAAUAGACAGUUCCUUGUUAUGAGAUGGCUCCCACCAUGUGGCAGGAAACAGCCAUUGCCUGGCCUCCCCCUGCACUCCUGUCUGGGUGAAGAGGAGACGUGUUCCAGCAGAGCAGGUGGGCAAGGCCAGGGCUACCCCAGGCCCACGUGGCCGCCUCCUUGCUUGGAGGGGUGACUGAGCACAGGUGGAUGUGGACGUGUGCAGAGAAUCUACUCUUCGGAGGAAGCCCACGCCGAUGAGCGAGCUCUGUACCAGCCCUUGCCACGUACAGCCAAAAGCCUAGAAUGACAUGGCCCCUUCUCCGCAGUAAUAACAGCUGGUCUCAGAUAGCGCCUCA